Messenger RNA from Rotaria sp. Silwood1, 3096 nucleotides. The record is from the annotation of a GenBank genome assembly. NCBI's taxonomy places the organism in Eukaryota, Metazoa, Rotifera, Eurotatoria, Philodinida, Philodinidae.
AUGUGCUUAACAAAUACAUCAUUGAUCAUGACCAAUUCAUCAUCUUUAAUUAAUAAAAAUGAUGAGAUUUUACAUGUUAUUUAUGAUUAUACAGGCAAAGAAGAUGAUGAAUUAACAUUAAAACGUGGAAGUAUUGUAGAAGUUUUAUCAAAAGAUGAAAAAAUCUCAGGUUCAGAAGGAUGGUGGACUGGUAGACUUAUUGAUUCUGAAUCUGUUGGUAUAUUUCCAGCUAAUUUUGUUGGUAAUUUUGAACCAAAUUUACGUGUUAUUGAAGAAAAAGAUUUACAAAUUGGAAAUUUAAUUGGUAUUGGUGGUUUCGGUCAUGUUCAUUAUGGAAAAUUUGGUGAUAUUGAUGUAGCAAUAAAAACUGCUAAAUCUUUAACAGCAUUUAGUUCAAUUGAAAUAUCAACAUCAAGUAAAUCUCAUGAUGAUGAAUCAUCUGAUGCUGUAAAAAAAAAUCUUAUUGAUGGUCUUUUACAUGAAGCAUGUCUUUUUUCUAAUCUUCGACAUCGAAAUAUUAUACAAUUAUUUGGUGUUAGUCCAUCAAUAUCAACAAGAAAUCUUUAUCUUGUUAUGGAAUAUGCACAUGGUGGUGCAUUAAAUAAUCUUUUACAACGAAGAAAAUCUGGUCUAUAUCCAAAUGUAUUUAUUCAAUAUGCUAAACAAAUAGUUGAUGGAAUGAAAUAUUUACAUGAAGAAGCAGUUGAACAUAUUAUUCAUCGAGAUUUAAAAUGUUCAAAUAUUCUUAUUUUAGAAGCAAUCGAAAAUAUUCAUAAUGAAAGUGAACUUUUAUAUAAAACAUUAAAAAUUACAGAUUUUGGUCUUGCAAGAAAACAACUACAAUCAUCAAGUAUGUCAGCGGCUGGAACAUUUCCUUGGAUGAGUCCGGAAUGUAUUCGUAAUAAUGAAUUUUCAACAAAAUCUGAUGUUUGGAGCUUUGGUGUUCUUCUAUGGGAAUGUUUAACAGGUGAAAUUCCUUAUAAAGGUUUUGAUCAAAUGCAAGUUGCUUUUGGUAUAGCUACAAAUAAAUAUUCAUUACCUAUACCAAGUACAUGUCCAGAAGAAUUUUCACAAUUAAUGAAAGAUUGUUGGCAACUUCUUCCAAAAGAUCGACCAACAUUCAGUGAAUUAUAUGAACAAAUCAAUAAAAUUAUUGAAAUAAAUUAUACAAAUAAUGAUUUAAGUUAUAUGGAAACAAAUGAUGAAACAUAUUCAUCAUUACAACAAGAUUGGCGUAAAGAAAUUCAAGAUAUAUUUGAAGAAUUAAAAACUAAAGAACAAGAAAUUCGUGAUCGUGAACAAGCUAUGCUUCAAUUAACAAUUCAACAAAAUCAUCAACGUAUGAGAUUACAACAAUGGGAACAAGAAUUACAUGAACGUGAAAUGCAUAUUAUUGAACGUGAAUUAAAAUUAUUAAUGUCAACUAAUAAUCAAGAACGUCUUCAUCAACAAACACCUAAAGUACAAAAACGUUCAGGACAUUUUGGUCGUUCAUUAUUACAUGCAGCACUUAAUGGUUCAGCUACACUUUCAUCAACUACAGCUUCAAAUUUAAUUAGUGGUCCAACAAAUUUUCGUCAUUUAAUGUCAAUUUGUCGUGAACAAAAUUUACAUCAUCAUCCAGCAAUUGAUUAUGAUUCAUCAUCAUCAUCAUCAUCAACUAAUCCUAAUACGACUUCUCCAAUACAAAUAUCAUGUUCAACAAAUAAUAUACUUCCAUCAAAUUCAAUAUCGACACAAAUACAUUCAGAUUUAUCAAAUAAUCAAUCUACAACACAUAAUGUAUAUACAAGUCAAAGUACACCAACAACACCUAAUUUAAAUCGACUUCGAACAUUAACUUCAAGUGGAGAUCUUAUUAUAAAUGUAAUUGAUGAUAAAGAACCUUUAAUAAGCAAUGAUGGUAAGAAAACAAAAUAUAUAGCAAGAUAUUUUUCUUACAUUGAUGAUAAACAAUAUCAUAAUAUAGUUCAUGUUCCAGUUUUAUCUGAUGAAUUCGAUGAUGAAACAAUUGGAAAAACGUCACGUUCUUCAUCAACUAGUCAAGAUAAAAUACCAGCAACAAAACUACAACAUUCACGUUGGCGUAAACCUAAACAAUGGACAUCAUCAUCAUCAUCAUCAUCAACAACAACAAUAAAACGAAAAUAUCCAAAAACUAAUACACGUCUUGGUGAAUCGAAAUGGUAUAUUGAACCUACAUCAUCUAUGAAUUCAAAUAAUGAUGAUACAACAAUAUCAAGUACUAAAUCAACUCCAACUAUGGAUCGAUCAACACAAAAAACUGGUUCCUCCUCUUCAUCAACAUGCUCAACACCAAAUGAUCGUUCAUUAGCUCGUGGUAUUUAUGAUAUUAAUUCUAUGUUAAUUUCUGUUGGACUUGGUCGACCACCACCACCUGUUCGAUCCAAUUUUUCUGAAUUUAUUUUAUCUGGACCUUCUUUUUAUACUUCUUCAUCAUCAUCUUCUUCAACUACAACAAUAAUAAGAGCUACUAAUCAAUCAAUACUUCGUUCAACAAGUGAAACAACCAAUACACAAAGACCAUCAUUACCAACUUCGACUGAUAUCACUUCAUCUCCAUCAAUUAAAAAACAACAUAAACGAACUUGUUCAUCACCUUUGACAGAUACUAUUACUCAAACUAAUGGAUUUCCAAACAUGGGUUGUGGAGCAAUACCUUUCUAUUCACCUAUUCGACCUGAUUCUCUUACGUUUUCUUCGAAAUCACCACCAUUAUCAUCAGCUAUGACAAAUAUCAGUCAAUCGGAUUCACACUUAGUUGAUAGUCAUUUUAAUCAUAGAAAUCAAUCGACUAAAAUAACCAAUCCAUUACAAGAAAAUAAAAAAAUAACUCAUAAUCAUAGCGAAAAAUUUCGUUCAACACAAUCAAACGAAAUUUGUUCACCUAUGACACAUUCAAUUGUUACAUCAUCGAAUAUAUCAACUUCUCAACCACAAUUACAUCGUUCUUGUAUACUUGAUAUUGAUUCUGAAGAACAAAAAACACUUGAAGCUGAAGUUUUAGCACCAGAAAUUGAUAGAAAAAGAAUAUAUAAUUCAAAUCAAGAUCUUGAUGCAGAGUUUUUUAAUUGA